Botrytis deweyae is the source of this 903-nucleotide messenger RNA. RefSeq lists its product as uncharacterized. NCBI's taxonomy places the organism in Eukaryota, Fungi, Ascomycota, Leotiomycetes, Helotiales, Sclerotiniaceae. The coding region runs from base 1 to 903 and encodes 300 amino acids. Gene Ontology annotation, biological process: mycotoxin biosynthetic process. The transcript is spliced from 5 exons. The record is from RefSeq and is a predicted model, not a curated record.
AUGUCAGACCAACGUUCUAUUCGGUCUGAAGACGAGCCCGCCUGGAGCCCAAAAGAUCUCGAGGAAAGUCUUCUUCAUGAAGAGAUAAUUGGGCCAGAAAGAGGCGUCAAAACCUUUCAUCGCACUUACCUUGGAUUUUGUGCUGGUUAUUUGAUCGUAUCUUUUUGCUUGGGAGCUCUUUUCUCAUUUAUCAUACUUAGUCCAGCUUUGAGUAGAGUAAGAUUUGAUUCGCAAUCGAAAGAUUUUCAAUGGAUCCAGAACGCGGAGCUCAGGAAUCUCGUAUCGGCACCUACAUCAAAUGUGAGAUUUGAUGGCACAUUUGAUCGCUCGUCUCCUUAUAAGGGUCCGCCGUCGCCCAAAGUCGAUGCUUUAUGGCAUGAGAUUACAAUGUUGGGAGCAAUGAGUAUCUCUGAGGACGUCUUUGAGCACCUAAACGCUUCAAAAUACGCGGUCAAACUGCCAAGCAGCCUUGGAGGUGGCCGACUAGCACUUUUUGAGACAAUUCAUCAGAUACAUUGUGUCCAAUCGUUAUGGAAUGCAGCUUAUCCUGAGUAUUAUACCGAACAAACAAAAUUUAAGAUCAGCCACCCAGAACAGUGGUACGGCCAUCUAGACCACUGCGCAGAUAUGCUUCGGCAGAAGCUGAUGUGCGAUGCUGAUACUGGUAUCGUCACUUACAAUUGGCUAAAGGGAAAAGCCAAUCCAAACCCAAACUUUAACGUUCAGCAUCAAUGUCGCAAUUUUGAUGCUAUCUUGAAGUAUGCUCGUGACAACCAAGUGGAUAAGGACAGCACUGAAAGAAUAGAUGUCAAUCUACUGAAGCCAGAGAAUGGAUAUAUCAUGGAAUUUGAGGGUGAGCCUCCCUUCGAUCCUGAUGCGGUGCCGUCUAUGCGUCAGGAAUAA